Molecule: messenger RNA, 1363 nt
Organism: Phragmites australis (common reed)
Lineage: Eukaryota; Viridiplantae; Streptophyta; Magnoliopsida; Poales; Poaceae
Product: LOB domain-containing protein 41-like
Exons: 1
Coding region: 128-1090 (320 amino acids)
Biological process (GO): regulation of gene expression
Source: RefSeq, a predicted model, not a curated record
CCACCCUCUCUCCCCUCCCCACCAUCGUCGCCGUCUCGCAUUCACACCAUUCCAAUCGCUUCCAAGUUCUGGGAGGAAAGAUCAUUCUACCACCUCGAUCUCCAACAACCUGGGCGGAUCGUCCAAGAUGCGGAUGAGCUGCAACGGGUGCCGGGUGCUGCGGAAGGGCUGCAGCGAGGGCUGCACCAUCCGCCCUUGCCUGCAGUGGAUCAAGACCCCCGAGGCGCAGGCCAACGCCACCGUCUUCCUCGCCAAGUUCUACGGCCGCGCGGGGCUGCUCAACCUCCUCGCCGCCGCGGGAGACGACCGCCUCCGCCCGGCCGUCUUCCGCUCCCUGCUCUACGAGGCGUGCGGACGCAUCGUCAACCCCAUCUACGGCUCUGUCGGCCUUCUCUGGUCGGGACAGUGGCAGGCAUGCCAGGCCGCCGUGGAGGCCGUGCUCAAGGGGGACCCCGUCUUGCAGGUCGCCGCGUCGUCCGACGCCGCGCUUGCCACGCCGCCGCUCGGUAGGGGGGCCUACGACAUCCGCCACGUCGUCAAGGACCCCGACGCCGCCGCGGCCGCCGACCUCCUCCGCGUCGCGCGCGCCGGGCGCACACGGUUCAAACGUGCGUCGUCGUCUUCCACGUCCAAGCCCCACAAAAGCAGCACCGGUGGUGCCAAACCCAACAGGCGCGGGUCGACUAGCACUCCGAAGCAAGAGCAAGACCCGGAGCUAGAAGCUGAGCAGAUGGUCGUCGGCGGGAGUUGUGACGAGCACGACGACGGCCGCACGCCGAGCCAUGACGAGGAGUCCGCGGGCAGCCACGAGCACGUGGUCGAGGACGAUGACAUGGUCGCCGCGCGGGAGGGUUCGGAGGACACCGAGGUGGAGGUGGGCUCCUACGUGAGCCAGGCCGAGCAGCAGAGCCAUGUGCUGCCGGUGAGCCAGAUGAUGGCGGCGGAUGAGGAAGAGGAGGAGGUUGGGCUGGAGCUGACGCUCGGGUUCGAGCCAACUGUCAGGCAGCAGGCGCGUUCGGCGCGCUGCGACCUGAGCGGGUUGAGCGCCGCGUCGAGCCUCAUCGGCCUGCGGCUCGAGCUGUCGGCGUGAGCUCACACUGGCUUUGGGCUUUCUUCUCACCGAACAGAAGACAGUUUUAGGACCGUGUCAGGAGGAAAACAGGCUUCCUAGGUUUCGUGUAUACCAUAGGGUCCUUAUAGGAUAUCUUUGUUUCUUCUCUCAUGUACUCAUGUGAUGUCUUUGUACAAACUCCUCGAUGUCUGGCUCUGGUUGUCACAAAAGUCGUUGAACAGAUGUAGUAACAAUCAGAGCUCUGAGAUGUUAGAUAUUGAGAAUCUAAAUUAGUCUCCAACUGAAAAAUGA